GUGGAGCGUCACAGCGCCCGUGUCCGUCCCCCAGUCACAGUGAAAGUUGUCUCCGCUUGGAAAAGCGGGGGUUCGGGACUUGCUUGUUUCCACCGGCCGCUGCUUCACACACGCUUUCUCCCGGAGAGAUGAGGCGGAAAGAGAAGAGGCUGCUGCAGUUCGCCGGGCUGCUCAUAGCGGCUCUUCUUUUCCUCCCCAACGUCGGGCUGUGGUCUUUGUACCGGGACCGAGUGUUCGACAACUCGCCCGACACAGUGGACGGACCGGGCGGCAUCCCCCUGAUACAGGGGGUUAACCGGGUGGGAAAGGAUGCUCAGGUGGGACGUGACGGCGUGCGGAGAAAAGACUGGCACGAUUAUGAAGCGAUCAAAAGAGAUUCAUCUCGAUCUGGUAACGGUGAACAGGGGAAGCCGUUCCCUCUGACAGACGCUGACCGGGUCGACCAGGCCUACAGGGAGAACGGCUUUAACAUUUAUGUCAGCGACCGGAUCUCCCUCAACCGCUCCGUCCCUGACAUCCGCCAUCAAAAUUGUAAACAGAAGCUGUACGCAGAGAAGCUGCCCAACACCAGCAUCAUCAUCCCGUUCCAUAAUGAGGGCUGGUCGUCGCUGCUGAGGACCGUUCACAGCGUUCUCAACCGCUCUCCUCCACAGCUCAUAGCAGAGGUCAUCCUGGUCGACGACUUCAGCGACAAAGAGCACUUAAAGGUGGCACUAGAGGAGUACAUGGUGCGGUUGCCGAAGGUUCGCAUCCUGAGGACCAAGAAGAGGGAGGGGCUGAUCAGGACUCGUCUGCUGGGAGCCGCCGCUGCUAAAGGAGAAGUCAUCACCUUCUUAGACUCCCACUGCGAGGCCAACAUCAACUGGCUGCCUCCAUUGCUGGACCGAAUCGCGCAAAACAGGAAAACCAUUGUGUGUCCGAUGAUCGACGUGAUCGACCAUGACAACUUCGGCUACGAGACGCAGGCAGGAGACGCCAUGCGAGGGGCGUUUGACUGGGAAAUGUACUACAAACGGAUACCCAUCCCUACAGAGCUACAAAAGGACGACCCCAGUGAACCCUUUGAGUCGCCUGUGAUGGCAGGUGGACUGUUUGCUGUGGACAGGAAGUGGUUCUGGGAGCUGGGAGGAUACGACACAGGUCUGGAGAUCUGGGGAGGAGAACAAUAUGAGAUCUCAUUUAAGGUAUGGAUGUGUGGUGGUCGGAUGGAGGACAUCCCUUGCUCCAGGGUAGGACACAUCUACAGGAAGUACGUCCCCUACAAAGUUCCUGGUGGGGUCAGCCUGGCCAGGAAUCUGAAGCGCGUGGCAGAGGUGUGGAUGGACGAAUACGCUGAAUACGUGUACCAGCGUCGGCCCGAGUACCGCCACCUGUCAGCGGGAGACAUGACAGCCCAGAAGGAGCUGAGGAACCACCUCAACUGCAAGAGCUUCAAGUGGUUCAUGAGCGAGGUGGCCUGGGACCUACCCAAACACUACCCACCGGUGGAGCCUCCUGCUGCAGCGUGGGGCGAGGUUCGUAACGUGGGCAGUGGCAUGUGCAUGGAGAGUAAACACUUUGUAUCAGGAAGUCCCAUCCGCCUGGAGAGCUGUGUGAAGGGGCGGGGCGAGGUGAGCUGGAGCCACGGACAGGUGUUCACAUUCGGCUGGAGAGAGGACAUUCGGGUGGGUGAUCCCAUGCACACUAAAAAAGUCUGCUUCGAUGCCAUCUCCCACAACAGCCCUGUGACCCUGUACGACUGUCACGGCAUGAAAGGCAACCAGCUGUGGCGCUACAGAAAGGAUAAGAGUCUGUAUCACCCCGUCAGUAACAGCUGUAUCGACUGCAACCCGACUGAGCGGCGAGUCUUCAUGAACACGUGCGACCCCUCCUCCCCCAACCAGCAGUGGCUGUUUGAGAGAACCAACGCCACCGUGCUGGAGCACUUCAACCAGGGCACCAACUAAUGCCCUGCAGCAUCCUCAGAAAGAAAACAGACUCCUGACACAUGCAGACGUGGAUCUUCUGCUGCUGAUGCUGCUGCUGCUGCUGAUGCUGUGAAAUCGGGUUUUACAUUUACUCUAGUUCCCCAUUUACCUGGCGCUGAGGUGACAGCUGUUUCUCUUCUUGGGCUGCGCAGUGUGAGGCUGGGUGGGAUACCGUGGGGGAAGUUGGUUAAACACAUCCAUUAGACGAAAGACUGAGUUGAGUUCUGAUUGAUGGGUGUGUGUUUAAAAGUGACUUUGUGUGUGAAAUGCAUUUGUUCUGUCACAGCACCGCUGUGGUGGUGGGUCCAUCUCACUUCCUGAUUUUGCUGUUGAUUAGUUAUAGGACAUUCCUCUCCUCUCUUUUCUCAUUUCUGUCUUUUUUUUUAAAUUUCUCUGCCUUUAUUUAUUGCCUUUCUUUCCCUCACUGUUCCCUCUAUUCCCCCUCUAUGUCUAUCUACCUUUAUCCUCUGUCUCCAUCUCUUUCCCCUCCCUGUCUCUCCCACUCCGCCUCUGCCCGCACGUCCGUCUCUAUCUGCCUGCAUGACUGCAUCUUUGCCCACCUUCUUCAUUCUCCCUCUCAAAUCCCCUUAUGUCUCUCCAGCUCUGACAAUGUCCCUGGGGGGGCGGCGGGAGAGGGGGGCUCCUGCUGAGCCAAAGUCAUCCUGACACCUGGGUGAAGCCAGGCAGAACCACUCUGAAAAUCACCUGGUGAAUUGAUUCUCCUUUACAACCCUCAUCCACCCUCUGUUCCUUCCUUCAUCCUCCCCUCGUGUCUCCUUCGCCCCCGCCCUCCAUGGCUUGUAGUUUCCCCCGGUUGGCUCUCCCUCUCUCUGUCUGUGGCCGAUUUUGGCACAGCCACUUUGAAUGUAGCAGGUGGAAGUUAACAGAAAGAAAGUGUAAAGGGAAAGAGAUGGCAGUCUUUUUUUUAAUGCCCCUUGCUCCUUUUUGCUCUGCACUGUUCUUCCCUCGCUGUAUUUAUCGAUGAGUUGUCUGCAGGUUUGUCACUCUGCCACGUUAUUCCUCAGAAGCGAGCGCUGUCGAGCAUCAGGGUGUGUGCGGUCCAACUCUUGCUGGCUAAGGGCUUGUUUGUUGUUAUGAUGGUGCUGGUGGGGGCAGGAGCUGCUGUCACACCUCUCAGACUCUCCCCUCGCUUUCUGUGUGCCCUUUGCCGCUCCCAACCCGACUCCGCCAAUCAGUCGCCGGAACGACCUCGUCGCACACGGCCGAGCAGGGGGUCACGUCACGGCGCAAAGCAGCAGGCAGGACCGCAAACCGACUCCUGCCCGCCUGGCUGGAUGACUAGCUAUGUGACUGGCAGGCCAGCUGAUUCACAGCAGGGCCGCCUGAUUGGCCGGCUGCCGAGCUGACACAUCACUUUAGCGUACAGUGUGAGCAGGAGGGGAGACGAAUUGGGGAAUUACUCUGGAUAGGCUCGCAGAGGUAGCUCUGGGAUUGAGACAAAUGUGGGGGUUUAAAAUGCAUAAAGCACUUGUGUAAUGAUAAACUUGAAUGAAAUCUUAGUGCCUUGUUGGAAGAGGACAGAAAGUGUGUGUGUGUGUAGGUGUGUGUGUGUGUGUGUGUGUGUGUGGGUGUCUAUAAUCAGCGUAGGGGACGAUUCACUCAAUUCAGGAAGUGACUUUUCUUGGAAACUGAGAAUCUCCUGAAUCUCAUUUAGAACUGAACAUGAAUUGACCUCGACUCUGGUGCAGGACAUCGAAGGCAUCACCGGCGUUGCGACUCUUCUAACGGCUUUCUCGAUGAACACACAUGUAACUGCUGGCUGUGAAUAGAGCUUUUUUUUUUCCACCAUAUUUUCCUCCUGCCUUGAAAAGUUAACUAUAGCCCUAAGAAGCCCUCUGUUCUAUUUGAAUCAUGACAUGAUGCUGUUGUGUUCUUUUUCCCACCUAUUCAAUCCAAAGGAAUUUCUAUGGGAAAGGGAAUUGUUGUUGUUUACCACCUUUUUAAAUCCCCUUUGUUUGUUUUUUUUAAAGAAAUUUAUUUUCAUCUUUUGUUUCCAUACUGUGUUUCAGCUGAUGGUGAUUUAGUUUGAAAUCCUGCUCGACAUGAUGUUCUGGGAUGUUCUGGUCUGUCGCCUGCACCCUCCUCUAAUCCGAUUAUGUGAAGCAGAACAAUGUACAGUGUGUGCCGUUUUAAUCAUCACUUAUAGGUAUUGUGCUCUGUUAGAUUUUAGUCGGUUGUAGACCAAAACUAAAAAGUCAGAUCCUCGACAUUAGUCGAGGUACUUUUUAAGCCACAAAUCAGACUUGCUCGGUCACAUUAGAAUUUACAUUUGUUGUGCAAGUUAGACCUUUCCAGAUGAUUAUAGUAAUAAAUAGUAUGAAACACAAAUAUGUAAAAGCAAGAAAGUUGCCAAAAAAACCUGACUUGAAAUUGCACAUUAUAUCAUUAUGAACUUAAACAUCCAUCUAUCGACAGCUAAGACGCUUUAGUCAUACAUUUUUGUUUGUGAACACAAAUCCUUUACAAUUAAUAGGAGUCCCUAGCUGGAGAGCAGAGUUAGAGCAGUAGCUGUUCUAAUGUUUAUAUUUUUAUUAUUUCCAUCAAAAAGUAGAACAAGUUCUUCAAAUAGACAGUUUAAACUUCAAAAUCCAUACUGGUGAGCAUUGAAAUUAGUUAUUCAUCUUUUAAGUCUAUUUAAAAUACAAAUACAUUACACUGCUGCUUCACUCCUAAGAGGAAUUUUUGGGAAAAUCCUUUACUAAAGCAAGUUUAGUAGGUUUAUACAGUCGUGGGUACUGGUCAGCAAGAUGCCACCUUCACACUGAAAGCAGAACAAGUAUUUUCCAUGGAUUUGGAAACUGGCUCAACCAUUAUUUUAUUUGCUAAUUGAAAAUCUAUGAUAUCCAUUAGAUAUCUUUUUAGUCAGCUGUCUACUUUUCUUCAGACGUUUUAAUUAAAAACCAAAGUUGCAAAGUGUAUAAAAAAGGUGAUUAACAGUAUAUGCAUAACUUCCCACCCAUCAUGUAUGUCUCUUAUCUGACAAAUGACAGUCUUACAUCUUGUUUUAUUUGUUUAUUUGUCAUCAUUUUAUUCAACUCUGUGAAAAUCCUGACGUUGCAGAGUGUUGAAUAUAGUUCAGGGUUUCUCUGUGUCUUUUUCCCCCUGACCUUCUGGCUACACGCCUGGACAACUUGUAAAUUGUCAGAUUGUUAAGAGGUGAGUGUGAAUUGUUGCAGCAGAACACUGAGUCACUGUUGUAACCAAGUUUCCAAUAGAGAACCAAGCUAAACACCCAUCUGACCUUUAUACACCCUGAUUCCAUUCAAGUUUCUUACAUUUCUUCUUUGCACCACGAUAAGAGGGUUUUAAAAUGUUUAAAAGUUCUUUUCAGAUCAGUAGUGCAAUCUGGGUUUUUCAAUCAUGCAACUUUAUUGUGAAGGACUGCUUGACACAAACACUGUACUUGCUUGUUAUGUAGAGAGUUGGAUACAUAAGGCAACAUUCUGGGCUGAACUGAGACACUGGUAUUAUUUUUCCAUUAUGAUGAAACAUGUGCGACAUCUGAAUUAAACUCACCAAGAACAUGCUCAAGGAUGCACUAAUCAAUUUUAUUUCAUAUUAACAAUGAAUCAAACGGCUACAUGUUUCCAGCAGCAGCUGUUAUCACCAAAUAACAUCUCAUAAACCCACUGAAUACCACCUGCCCAGCACCAAAGAGCAGACCGGCAGAAGCAGCGGUGGAAACAGUGGAACAUUCGAGGCGAGGAUAUAGAGUGAAUAUUGGAAACACAACACGACUUCAAAGUUUAUUGUGGCUAACAAUAGCAACAUUAUAAGGUGAUUAUGUUGGGUCUGUGUCUGUCAGUUUGUUGGAGAGUUCUUCUGCCCCCAGGUGGCCAAAAAAUAUCAAUUAAUGCAGCUUUAAGCGCUAUCUCACAAUACAAGCUCUAAUUCAUAAAAAACACUUUUGGCCUUUUUCCCACUUUGGCCACCUCAGUAAUUACUUAAUAUAUUUUAUAAUUUAAUUCCACAGCUCUCAGUAUCAGGCUUGCGUUCAGUCUAUAUUUAUUUAAGGAUCUCCUUUAUUCAAAAAUAUCCUUGUGUUGUGUUUUUGACUACUGAAAUUUCAGACCUUGACUUCACUGAAUACACUUCCUUAAAAAUCUGAUAUUCAGCCGCACCCCGGGGCAAGAACAGAUCCAGUGCAUAACAAGCUCAAAAGCCAGUCGCUGUCUUGCAAAUGCCACUGGCAAAGACACCUGGAACCUCCAGCGCAGAGUGGGCUUAUCAGCACAGAGAGCGAGACGUUGCACUAGCAUAGGGAAAGUUCUGACAGCAGACUUGGAGUGUGCAGUUUUUGGAUGGAAACCGGACCCUCAAGCUUCCUCCCAUUUACUACCUUGUGACAAUGUGAACACACUGUAACAUUGUAGCAGAUAUUACAUGUUUCACAACCACUAACGCUGUGUCAGCCACUGCCAGUUCGGAGCUAAUAAAUAAUAUAAAUAAAAGAUGCAGACAGACUCCUCAUCUGGAUAUCACUGAGGUUCAGACACAAAGGCUCUCAGUGAGGGGAGAAAGAAUGCAUCAAGCCCCUUCUCAGAGUUUAGUUUUAUGUGGGAAAACCAUUUUUACAAGUCUGGUCUGUAAGUCUGAAAUUACAGAGGCAGAUGUUGACAAUGAUAAUGAACUGCUCUGUGGAACAGAUUCAGGGGAACUGAAGCAAACUAGAUAAUGUCAAAGAAGUGAUAUGAACCUCUGUGGACACUGCUUUGUUUUACACAAUGUCCAUCUUCCAAGCAUCUAUUUACAGGGCAGUUCAUUUGAACUGUAGAAAAGAGAAACAAAACAAUAGAUUUUCGCUGCAAAAAUUUUACUUAAAUGAUUUCUCUGAGUAAAAGCUUUGCCCAAGAUGUUGCUAACAGUAUCCCUAAAGUUUCUUAAUUGAAUAAGCUUUUGAAAGUAUUUAAUUAUCAGAGUAUAUUGUACCUUUCCAUUGCACAUGUAAAGUUUGUUUUAUUACAUAAAACUGUAACUUGGGUCGAGUAAAGAGUCUUAAUGGUGACAGUUUACAUUUGCUUUAUUCCAGCUUUUAUCCACUGUGGUAAAGUAUUAAAACCUCGUAUUACUGUGUAUCCACUCCUUGAUAACCAUUUAACCGUGUAAAAAAAUACAGUUCAAGCAUACAAACACAUUUGUUCUUGUAUUCACAAUGCUCUCCACAGUUUAUGGGAUAAGGCCUUUGUAAAUGUGCUGCCCUUUUUUGUUGUGAUAAAAAAAAAUACACACAUUUUUUUGGUGAAUUUUCUUUUUGCCCCAUGUUGUUGUGGUCAGACUGAAAUCUGUUGAGCAAUGUAAAGAAAUGUCAUUUUAUAAAAGCAAAGGUUUUUAAUGUCCACGGCCAGCAUCGGUCAGUCACACAAUGUUGUGUAACGUGUGUGAAUUUUGGUGUAGGGAAGUGUAAAUUUUGUAUCUCAUGAAAAAUAUCCAAUAUUUUUUUCUACUGACAUUGCAACUGUAAAAGUGUAUUUAGAUAUUUAACAAACUGUACAAUUAAACUGGAAUUGUAUGAUAUUUUUGCUGAAAUUGUAAAAUAAAAAGGUUUCUAUAUUUGGAUGAAAA
Molecule: messenger RNA, 7550 nt
Organism: Dicentrarchus labrax (European seabass)
Lineage: Eukaryota; Metazoa; Chordata; Actinopteri; Moronidae
Gene: galnt10
Product: polypeptide N-acetylgalactosaminyltransferase 10
Exons: 12
Coding region: 129-1946 (605 amino acids)
Cellular component (GO): Golgi apparatus
Source: RefSeq, a predicted model, not a curated record